This is a messenger RNA of Racocetra fulgida, 1276 nucleotides long. NCBI's taxonomy places the organism in Eukaryota, Fungi, Glomeromycota, Glomeromycetes, Diversisporales, Gigasporaceae. The record is from the annotation of a GenBank genome assembly.
AUGAAUACUUUACAAAGCUUUUUGAGAGUUGAACCUCUUAACCAGAUUACAAUAUCCAGAGUGUUGCAUAAAUAUUGGAAAGAUUGUGGAGUAAAUACCGAAGAAGCGGAUUGCGAGCAUGUUAUAAAAAUUUUGAAAGAGUUAACAGAUGGAGAUAUUGAUGAAACUACAUGUAAUAUUGGUAGCAUGAAGGAAAUUUUACGGCAUCUGCGAAAUGAAUCGCAAACUCAUUUUCAUCUUUUUGAAAUGUUAUGUGAUGCGGAUGUUGAUAAAUUGCUGUGUAAUGAUCCAUUAGUUAAUAAAGAACAUGGUGCCAGAUUUACAAAUCUAAAACAGAAAGAUAAAGAAAAAACUAACCUUAUCGCUAAACUUGAGCAGAACGAUAAAGAAAAAAUGGAUCUUAUAGCUAAAUUGAAAUAUGACGUUUCACUAAUCAAAGGACAAGACAAGAGUAUGGUGUGCAAUCAAAUCGUUACUAAUGUUUCACAAGAUAUAGAACCUGGAAUCUCUGAUUUAUAUCUUGUAAAUUCUAACGAUGUUUCUGAAGAUAUAAAUUUACUAUGUAAUGAUAUUGAUAUAACUAAUAAUGCUUCAAAUUCUGAUGAACAUCAAGAAGAAACUUCAUCUCGAGUCUCCAAUUUAUCUUCGACUGCAUUAGCCAUAUGCGUAAAGCCUAAAUCAUUAGCAGGUAAGGAAAUAGAUAAUUUUCUGAUUGAAAAGCAUAAUUGUAACGAAAUAAGAGAAAAAAAGCUUCAACAUAGGCCACCUACUGAAAGUUUUCCAAAAGAGGACACUUACAUAUUUAAUAUUAAAUCUAGUAUUCCUCCCGAGCAGAAAAAGGAGCAAGGUUUAAUACAAGAGAUUUCAACAUCCAUUAAAGAUCAGAAUGAUAUAACUAGAAUUUCACAGAACAAUGUUCAAUUCACCGAUAAUUCUUCUGAUGACUUACUCGAAACUGAGAUUAAUGAGGAAGCUAAAAGAAUUUCAUCAGAAACAGAGGUAAGUAUUACAACCACCCCCUCUAUCCUGUUGUCUCAUACAUAUAAUUCGGAAGUUAUGAUAAAUGAGGAUGUCAAAUCUUUGCCAGAAACUGAGGUAAGCAUAUCUGCUAAAUCGAUUUCAAAGGAACCAGAAACUGUAAAUGUAUUCGAUAAGUAUAAUGAAAACGAUGGUGAAUUCUCUGAUGAUAACGAUGAUGAAUUCUCUGAUGAUAACGAUGAUGGAGAUUAUUGCAGUUUUUCUGACGAAGAUGAACCAGGUUAUUACUAUGAUUUAA